AUGCCCGCGGACGCCGCGAACGCGGACGCGCAGACGUUCUUAGCCGCCGCGAGCGCCGGGUCGAACGCGUGCGCGUCGUGCGCGUUCGCGGUCGAGCGCCGGCCGAGGACGCGCGAGCACGGAUUCGACGAUUCGUGGUUGCGCGAUGGACGAACGAUGCGACGACACGCGUACGGCGCGGCGACGGUGACGCGAUUGUAUCGAGGGAUGACGAUGCGACCGACGAGCGCGGCGUACGAGACGGUGGAGCGAGGGUGGAUCGACGUCGGGGUGUCGAGCGCGUUCGACGCGAGGGAGUUGGAGGCGGCGGAGGACGAAGACGCGGGCGCUCGCGAGGAGCGGGAAGAGGUGGGUGAACACGACGCGGGCGGGCGAAGAGGGGAACGGUCGACGACGAAGGAGAAGGUGCAGUUUUUUACGACGUCGGUGAAACCGUCGGGGCUGCAGCACAUGUUGAACAAGUACGGGGGGACGGUGGAGAGCGCGAUGGACGCCAUCACGCACAGGCUCGAGAUCGAUCCCGAUAAUCCAUUUCUCUUGACUGAUCUGGGGCAGGUGCAUCGAAUGUUGGCUGACAAUGAGCGCGCGGCGGAGUGCUUCGCUCGCGCGUUGCGCGUGGUCAAGCAUCCAGAGCUGUAUCAGUAUCUCGGCACGACCCUCAUGGUGACCGGUCGCAUCGAGGAGGCGAUCGACGCGUUCUCACAGGGAGCGGCGCAGUUUCCGAAGGACAUUUCCAAUCGUUUCAGUCUCGCUCUGGUUUCGUUACAACAGGAAGAUGUGCACGGGGCGAUUAGCACGCUCGAGGCGGUGGUGCGCGAGGAUUCGAAUUACGCCGGAGGACUCGCGCAAGAGCACCUGCAUGCCGCUAAGAUGGUGCUGCAGAGACGUUCGUCAAACAUGCUAGACGCCGGGAUAUUCAUCAUGUUCGUCAUUACCAUAGUCGUCAUCGCUGGGCUCAGGUUUUCUCUGUAUAUUUCGAAGAAGAGAUCGAAGAAGCACAAGCGCAAGUAG
Messenger RNA from Ostreococcus tauri, 1011 nucleotides. RefSeq names its product Tetratricopeptide repeat. Bases 1 to 1011 code for a protein of 336 amino acids. The record is from RefSeq and is a predicted model, not a curated record. Lineage: Eukaryota; Viridiplantae; Chlorophyta; Mamiellophyceae; Mamiellales; Bathycoccaceae. Gene Ontology annotation, molecular function: protein binding. The transcript has a single exon.